Messenger RNA from Trypanosoma grayi, 717 nucleotides. RefSeq lists its product as hypothetical. The record is from RefSeq and is a predicted model, not a curated record. NCBI's taxonomy places the organism in Eukaryota, Euglenozoa, Kinetoplastea, Trypanosomatida, Trypanosomatidae. The transcript has a single exon. Bases 1 to 717 code for a protein of 238 amino acids.
AUGCAAGGAAACCCUCUUCUUCAACGGGAGCCCCUGGGUGUGCCGCACCGCGGUAUUGCGCUGACGCAUCCGUCGAACCCCGUCGUCUUCAUGGACAUCGUGUGCCCCAAGGCGGUGGCGGGCACGGGGCAGAGCGAGCAUCCGUACCGGUUUUUGUUUGAGCUCUUCGCGGACCUGGCGCCCACGCUGGCGGCAAAUGCACAUGGCCUCUGCAUUGGCAGCACGACACGGCUGGUGGAGCAGCGGCCACAGCCGGCGGGCUACAAAGACACAGUCCUGCAUGACACGUUCGUCGGGCAGCACGUCGUUGGUGGCGAUGUGAUGGACAGCGGUGGCAGCGGCUUCUUUUCCGCCCUCGGCGAGCGGCAGGGGCCACUGCAGGUACCACCAAGCGAGCUGCAGGCGCUUGUGGGGAAUGCGCCGUCCCGCUGCGAGCGCCACCAGGGGUUGUAUAUGCAAUACUGGAACUACGCCCCUGCUGCCGCUGCGGUGGCAGCGAAGGUCGCGUCGACGUUCCGCAUCGACACAGUGGAGCGCGGCGCUGAGGAAAAGAUGCCGCCGGACGGUGUUCUCGUGGGGAGGAUGGUGCACCGGGACGCGGAGGCACGUGCGGAGGCGGCACGGCAGCUGCUGGAGUUGUCGAAGGCUAUCUUCCAUGCGAAACGGAAUUCCAUGCCGCAGCUGCUGCCGAAGAUCGUGUUAUGUGGUGAGAUGUGA